Messenger RNA from Knipowitschia caucasica, 2436 nucleotides. NCBI's taxonomy places the organism in Eukaryota, Metazoa, Chordata, Actinopteri, Gobiiformes, Gobiidae. The record is from the annotation of a GenBank genome assembly.
AUGGACGAACAGGCGGGCCCUGGCGUGUUCUUCAACAACAAUAAUAACUCUGUUUUACCCGGGGCGGGGAAGGGACAGUUAGCCGACUGCGACGCAGGGGAGGCGGCCAGAGCGCAGUACAGUAUCCCGGGGAUCCUGCACUUCCUGCAGCACGAAUGGGCCCGCUUCGAAGUGGAGAGGGCACAAUGGGAAGUGGAAAGAGCCGAACUUCAGGCGCAGAUCGCCUUCUUACAAGGGGAGAGGAAAGGCCAGGAGAACCUGAAAAAGGACCUCGUGCGGAGGAUCAAAAUGCUGGAGUAUGCGCUGAAGCAGGAGAGAGCAAAGUACCACAAGCUAAAAUACGGAACAGAGUUGAACCAGGGCGAGGUGAAGCCCCCCACAUACGACUCAGAUGAGGCCAACGAAAACGACACGUCUGGAUCUCUCAACAAUCAGCUCUCAUGGAAACAAGGACGACAACUCCUCAGACAGUAUCUGCAGGAGGUGGGCUACACAGACACUAUUCUGGAUGUGAAGUCCCAGAGGGUGCGGGCGCUGUUGGGUUUGGCUGGAGACGGGGGCAGUCGGACGGGGGAUUGUCAGACCACUGAGCCUCUGGUCAACGGGACGGACCCAACUUCCAAAGGCAACAGAGGGGAGCUGUCGGACACCAGGGCUGUAGAAGACGUCAUCAACUUCAUCGAAAACGCAGCAGCUGAAUUCAGUGACGAAGACGAGGAUGAAGACAGCGAAGGCAAAGACAGAACGGUGGAGUCCAGAACGAUACUGCGCAAGAAACCGACGUCCGCAAACGUUCCGGCAAGUAUGGACACCAGCGAGGACCCAGACGCCGUGGAGGCCCUGAAGGUGUUCGACUUCCUCUCCAGUCCUGACGAAAUGGACACGUCCCCAGAGUCCAGAGACCCGGGGGACGGCACGGACUGGGACAAGGAGGAGCAGGGUCCCGUUACAGAAGCCUGGGACGUGGACCCGGGUCUGAUUACCAAACUCAAGGAGCAGUACAAAAAGGAGCGCAAGGGCAAAAAAGGGGUGAAGAGACCGAACCGGUCCAAGCUUCAGGACAUGCUGGCUAAUUUAAGAGAUGCAGAGGACUUGUCCCACUUGCAGCCGCCUUCCGCACCGCAGCCCCGGCCCAACGUGGCACGCUUCAACGAGCACGAAGCCAACAGGACGGAUGAAGUUGAGGCGCUGACCUUUCCUCCGACCUCAGGGAAGGCCUUCAUCAUGGGUCCAGACGAGGCCAUGGAGAGCGAGCUGGGGCUUGGGGAGCUGGCGGGGCUCACAGUGGCCAACGAAGCAGACAGCCUUGCGUACGAUAUUGGCAACAACAAAGACGCCAUGAGGAAGACAUGGAACCCCAAGUUCACUUUGAGGAGUCACUUUGACGGGAUCCGCGCUCUGGCCUUUCACCCCGUGGAGCCCGUCCUGGUUACAGCCUCCGAGGACCACACGCUCAAGAUGUGGAACCUCCAAAAAACUGCUCCUGCUAAAAAGAGUGCGUCUUUGGAUGUGGAGCCCAUUUACACGUUCAGAGCUCACAGGGGCGCGGUGUUCAGUGUGGUGAUGAGUGCCACCGGAGAGCAGUGCUUCAGUGGAGGUCUGGACGGGACCAUCCAGUGCUGGAACACCCCCAACCCCAACAUCGACCCCUACGACUCCUACGAGCCCUCUGUGCUGCGGGGGGCUUUGUCGGGACACACAGACUCGGUUUGGGGUCUGGUUUACAGCGCGGCUCACCAGCGGCUCCUCUCCUGCUCCGCUGACGGGACCGUGCGGCUCUGGGACGCCAACAACACCACCGCUCCGGCGCUGGCAGUCUUCAACGACAACAAAAAGAUGGGGGUCCCGUCCUCUGUGGACCUGGUCUGCAGUGACCCGGCUCAUCUGGUCUCGUCCUUCAACACUGGAGAUAUCGGGCUUUUCAACAUGGAGACACAGCAGCUGGUACUCAGUCUGGAGACAAACACGGAGCAAGGCACACCCUCUCACAUCAACAAGGUCCUGAGCCACCCCACUCUCCCCAUCACCAUCACGGCGCAGGAGGAUCGACACAUCAAGUUUUACGACAACAACAGCGGGAAACUCAUUCACUCCAUGGUGGCGCAUCUCGACGCAGUCACCAGUUUAGCAGUCGACCCCAACGGACUUUACCUCAUGUCGGGAAGUCACGACUGCUCCAUUCGUCUGUGGAACCUGGAGAGUAAAACCUGCAUCCAGGAGUUCACUGCUCACAGGAAGAAGUUUGAAGAGUCUAUUCACGACGUGGCGUUUCAUCCAACUAAAUGCUACAUCGCGAGCGCCGGAGCGGACGCUUUGGCCAAAGUAGGAACUGUCCCCAUCAACCAUCCAGGCAGGCCUGGGUGUGCGGCCACAGCGCCCCCUGCAGACUCGCCUCCGCCGCUGGAGGCUCAGGACCCUCCCUCAGGCUUCGUUUAG